GGGAGAGGAAGAGGGAGGGAGGCGAGAGAAAGAGAGUGAAGAAAGAAAGAGAGAGGGAGAGGAAGAGGGAGAGGGAGAAGGAGACCGGUUGCAGACUGACUUUCAGACAACUGGAAGAGAGGAAGCUAAGAGAGAGCUUUAUCGUCGCCAUCUCAAUCAUGAAUUUGGAUGGGGAGUUUUGAAGAGUUUCUGCUGAGAAAGCCCAACUAUUACACUCAGAGAAGGAGGCGUGGAUUUGAACCCGAGGUGGUGCCACACCCAACCCAGCUGAUUCCAGAUGGAAGUGGAUGCGGUUGAGAAGCGCCAUCGAACUCGUUCCAAAGGGGUCCGAGUUCCAGUGGAGACGGCAGCACAGGAAUUAUUCAGCUGUCCUACUCCAGGCUGUGAUGGAAGCGGACACGUCAGCGGCAAAUACGCCAGACACCGAAGUGUCUAUGGUUGCCCCCUGGCCAAAAAGAGGAAGACCCAGGAGAAACAGCCUCUGGAGCCUGCCCCCAAGAGGAGGCCCUUCUUAACCCCUCACGACCCAGAGGAGGACACUGUUGCCAUCUUCCCCUGCUAUGAACCUGAACCCAUGGAUGAGAGGGAGGAGAAGGAGCAGGGGGAGUUAGAGGGGGAGAUCCAGGAGGAAGGUGAGGGAGAGGAAGAGGGAGAAGAGAUGGAGGAGGAGGAAGGAUUUUCGGAGGAUAACGAGGAGCAAGGUGAUGAGGAAGGGGAAGAGGAGGAAGAGGUGGAGAGGGAGAAAGCGGUAGUCAGGCCAGUAGAGAUAGAACAGGUGGAGGAUGGGAUAGAGGAUGACGAGGAAGCAGAGGAUGGGGAUGAUGAAGAGCAAGAAGAAGAGGAGGAGCAAGAGGAGGAGGAGGAUGAGGGUGAUGAAGAUGAACAUGAGGAAGAAGAGGAGGAAGAAGUGCACCAUGAGCCAGGGAACCGCUACAAAAAUAGUGGACAAUCAAGGCAUCACUCGAUGGGACAGAAGGACAACAACAACAACAACAGCGGCCCCGGUCCAAACAUCGGCCCUAACGGGGAAGAGUAUGAAAACUAUGAUGAGCUGGUGGCCAAGUCCCUUCUCAACCUGGGGAAGAUAGCAGAGGACGCUGCCUACCAGGCCAUGACCGAGUCAGAGAUGAACAGCAACUCCUCCAACAGUGCCGGCGAGGACGAUGAUGAUGAUGAGGAAGAGGGUAGCGAGCACGGCGGGAGCAGGAAGGGCGAGUUGAGCGUGGACCUGGACAGUGACGUGGUCAGGGAGACAGUGGAUUCACUCAAGCUGUUGGCGCAGGGCCACGGUGCCAUGUUGCCUGAAGAUGGCUGCCUAGAAGGGGUGGAUGACGGCGAGCAUCCCAACGGGCGGUCCCACCAUCAUGGGGUCAGGGGUCAGGCUGAGGAGAGCGAAGAGGAGGUGUGUCUCAACAGCCUGGAGUGUCUGAGGAACCAGUGCUUUGACCUGGCCCGCAAGCUAAACGAGACAUCUCCAUCUGACCGCCCUGGACACCCGGGCCUGCACCACUACCAGGCACAUCAGAACCACCACCCUCACCAGCCCCACCACCACCUACUGCACCAAACCGACCACCAGCACCAUCAGGCUCAGCACCAGCCUCAGGACCACCACCACUUGCCCAGGUACGAGAGCUGCCAGCAGGGCCAGCAGCCAGACGAGCGUGGGUCCCUGGAGCGCAACUACUCAGACAUGGUCAACCUGAUGAAGCUGGAGGAGCAGCUGAGCCCGGCCUCAAGGACGGGCUACUCGGCCAGCUGCCACCAGGACGGGGAUGAGGACACCACAUCGGUGGCCUCGGAUCGCUCAGAAGAGGCCUUCGACAUGACAAAAGGCAACCUGUCCCUUCUGGAGAAGGCCAUUGCUAUGGAGUCGGAGCGAGCCAAGGUCAUGAGGGACCGCAUGGCCUUGGAGGGACAUCAUGCGGUGGUCCGGAGGGACAAUCAUAAUCACCACCAUCGCGGCGAGCACAGCCCCCGACAGAGCAGCGGGGCUGAGGAGCGCAAGUCCAGAAUGCACCACGACGGGUCAAAGAGAGCAUACUACCCUAAAGAUACGAGGGGGGACAAGAAGGAGAGUAAGUGUCCAACCCCGGGCUGUGAUGGGACAGGCCACGUCACGGGUCUCUACCCCCACCACAGGAGCCUGUCAGGCUGCCCCCACAAGGACAGGGUGCCACCAGAAAUUCUUGCAAUGUAUGAAAAUGUUCUAAAGUGCCCUACUCCUGGCUGCUCGGGGCGUGGCCAUGUCAAUAGCAACAGGAACUCCCAUCGCAGUCUCUCGGGGUGCCCCAUCGCCGCUGCAGAGAAGAUGGUUAAAGUCCAAGAGAAGCACAUCCCAUGUGACGGGGGCCCCAAGUCCAGCCAGGCUUCAGAUCGUGUGCUGAGGCCAAUGUGCUUUGUGAAACAGCUGGAGAUCCCACAGUACGGUUACAAAAAUAACGUGUCCACCAGCACGCCGCGCUCCAACCUGGCCAAGGAGCUGGAGAAGUACUCCAAGACCAGCUUCGACUACGGCCAAGGCUACGACAGCCAGCACCACGUCUACAGCAGGGGGAAGACAGGCCUGGCCCCCAAGGCCCACGGACGGGACACGGACGACUCACCCAAAGGAUAUGAUGCCAAACACUACUGUAAGAGCCCAGCCAGCAGCACGACUAGCAGCUAUGCUCCCAGCAGCACGACGAGCAGAUACGCUCCCAGCAGCACGACGAGCAGAUACGCUCCCAGCAGCAGCAGUCUGAGCUGCGGAGGGGGAGGAGGAGGGGGCGGCAGCAGCGCCAGCAGCACCUGCAGUAAGAGCAGCUUUGACUACACACAGGAUACAGAGGCUGCUCACAUGGCCGCGACGGCCAUCCUCAACCUGUCCACGCGCUGCAGGGAGAUGCCCCACGGCCUGGGAAGCUGCGGGUGGUCGGAGCUGUUGGCCGAGAGUCCUGAUGGUGACAUGGAUGACAGCAGUACUCUCGACCUGAGUGUGAGCCGGGGGCAGCCGGGGGGUCCGGAGGGGAGUGGCACGGUGCUGACCCCCCUGCAGCCCAUGUCCACCCAGCGCCAGGCCCUGCUCAACAGCAGUCGCUGCUACCAGAUGAGUGAGGCCGACUGCUGGGACCUGCCCGUGGACUACACAAAGAUCAAGCGCAUCACUGACGACAAUCACAAAGAGUCUUCUUUUCUUUCAUCCCUCCACCAGGAGGAGGACCUGGACCCGUUCCAGGACCUUCUAGACGAGCAUCACUACGGAGGGGACGUGACCAUGCCCAGCCCAAAACACAAGUACGCCCCCUGCAAGGAGGGCAAGGAGGAGCUCAUCACUCUCUCCAGCUACCAGCUAGCUGACAAAAGCAUCUGCAGUAUGAUGAUGACCAAUGCGCAAGACCUCAAGUGUCCCACUCCAGGAUGUGACGGGUCUGGACACAUCACUGGGAACUACGCCUCGCACAGGAGUCUGUCAGGCUGUCCACGGGCCAAGAAGAGCGGGAUCAAGAUACUGCACAGCAAGGAGGACAAGGACGACCAGGAGCCAAUCAGGUGUCCCGUCCCAGGCUGCGACGGACAGGGUCAUGUGACGGGGAAGUAUGCGUCCCACCGCAGUGCAUCAGGCUGCCCCCUGGCGGCCAAACGGCAGAAGGAUGGCUACGUUAACGGCUCCCAGUUUGCCUGGAAGUCCGGGAAGACAGAUGGCAUGUCGUGCCCAACCCCAGGCUGCGAUGGAUCGGGACAUGUCAGUGGGAGCUUCCUGACACAUCGGAGUCUCUCCGGCUGUCCACGUGCCACCACAGCCAUGAAGAAAGCCAGAAUGACAGGAGUUGAAAUGUUGACAAUCAAGCAACGGGCAAGCAAAGGAAUAGAAAAAGAUGAGGAAAUCAAACAGCUGGAUGAAGAAAUCAAAGAUCUAAACGAAUCAAACAAUCAAGUGGAAUCAGACAUGAUUAAACUUAGGACACAAAUCACCACUAUGGAGACUAACCUGAAGUCCAUAGAGGACGAGAACAAAGUGAUUGAGCAGCAGAAUGACUCCCUACUGCACGAGCUAGCCAACCUCAGCCACUCUCUCAUCAACAGCUUAGCUAAUAUCCAGCUCCCUCAUAUGAAACCGAUGCCACAGAAAGAGGCCCCAGUUAAACAUAGCUGCUGUUUACAGAUGCCCCACAGAGAGCCAAUGAAUGAACAAAACUUUGACACUUAUGUGAGUACUUUGACAGACAUGUACACCCAUCAGGACCAAUACCAGAGUCCAGAGAACAAGGAACUAUUGGAGAACAUCAAACAAGCGGUGCAAGGCAUCCAAGUGUAGUAGCCCAUCUUCUGGCCAAAAGGCCCAGUCUGAGGCCAAAUCAAAUGAUGUUAAAGCAACAAAUAAAAGUCAAAAGAGAAUGGAUUAUGAUUGUUGCUGCUGUAAUUUACCGUAGUAUUUAUUUUAUUCAUUAUGCUGUAAUGCUCUGAGCUCCAUUGUAAUGGCUUUUCUGCCUUGCUUUAAAAAUAGUUCCCAAUGGCAAAAGUUUCAAAGAACAUUCACGUUUUGUACAUUUUCAUAUGACCUAAUAUAAUGUGAUGUACUGUUUAUAGCUGCUAAUGUAUGCACAUUUUAGUGUAUAUGUAUUUAUUAAUUGUAAGCUUGUAUCAUUCAUUAUUUUAACGAUAUUGAUAAAAAGGACAAAACUGAGUGCCACAGGUGGGGAGCCAGAUGAGGGCAAUGUGCGGACCAAUCAGAACUGAGUGCCACGGGUAGGGAGCCAGAUGAGGGCAAUGUGCGGACCAAUCAGAACUGAGUGCCACGGGUAGGGAGCCAGAUGAGGACAAUGUGAGGACCAAUCAUUUUUAGAUAAGCUUUUCUCUAAGUAUGUCAUAGAAAACAAAAAUGACCUUUGGUGUGAAGAUUGUUUAAUGGAUGUAAAUGUAUUGAUUUUUGUAACAAUGUUUGAAAAACUCUUUUGUCUUCAGUGGUCUGUGUGAACACUAAUAAUAAUGUCUGUGUUUAAAUCAAGUUUAAGAAGAAAUAUGUAUAAAUAUGACACAUUUUAAACAUCAUGACACGGAAACUGCUAACUGGUCCAACUCCCACAACCUAGAAUGACUAUACUUCAUUUACUUAGAAAUAAAACGUCUUAGUAAUCUGUGUUGUUAAAAACACAGUUAGAUGUCCAACUCCCAUAACCUAGAAUGACUAUACUUCAUUUACUUAGAAAUAAAACGUCUUAGUAAUCUGUGUUGUUAAAAACACAGUUAGAUGUCCAACUCCCAUAACCUAGAAUGACUAUACUUCAUUUAGUUGGAAAUAAAACGUCUUAGUAAUCUGUGUUGUUAACACACAGUUAGAUGUCUAACUCCCAUAACCUAGAAUGACUAUACUUCAUUUAGUUAGAAAUAAAACGUCUUAGUAAUCUGUGUUGUUAAAAACACAGAGCGAGAUGUCCAACGACCAAUGGCUAUGGAAAAUAUAAAGGAGACAAUCUAGCAUUACUAAUUUAUAUGAAUUCUAUUGAAUACUUAGUAGGACCACUUAUCAGCAAUAUUGGUAUAACAAUGAUUACAUCACUUGUUUAGAUAUGGGAUGCAAUCGAUAUAGAAAAAGUUUGGGUAUAUGCAAUUUCUUGUAAAUGAAAUUAUAGCUGAUAAAACUCUUUUUACUAACAAUGUAAAUGUAUUAAGUUUUGUAUAAAUCUUUUAAUACAAUCAUGUUUUAGAAAUUGAACAUGGGGAGAUCAGUUCCAAAAUGAACGAUGGAUGAGUUAAUGAGUUUCCUUCUUUUCAUGUUACAUUUUGCACAGGGACACCUUUGUUUCCAUGUUUUGAUGUUUUGGUUGAAACUUAAAGAGGUACUUGAAAGCUCAAAUUGAUGGUCAGAGGUUUUGUAGAAAAGUUAUCUUUACAACAGCUGAUUGAUGCGCUCGACUUACAGGGUCAACGUCCUUCAUUAAUCAUAGUAUAUUAUUGCACUUGUUCAGUUGAAAUGUCUUUGCGAUCAUGCAUCUAUGUGUCCGAGCCACAACACAUUACGUGAGAUAAAGACUGCUCUUUGAUUCAGUCCUAAAAGUGGAUAUAUUGGUAAAAAAACAUGUUAUUGAUAUCCAUUAUAACAGCAAAGAAUGCUAACCAACAACUAUGACAUUGGUAAUAGUAGUCCAUGAUUGUUUCUAUGAUUGAUGACAAUUUCAUGAGUAAAUUGCAAUCACUUUCUAUGAGACACCCUUAAUACAUGUAUUCAUAGUACGUAAAGGCCCAAUGCAGUCAAAAACAUGAUUUUUCUGUGUUUCAUAUAUAUUUCCGCACAAUGAGUUUGGAAUAAUACUGUGAAAUUGUGAAAAUUAUGAUAAUGCCCUUUUCGUGUAAGAGCUGUUUUAAAAGACUGCCUGAAAUUUCUGCCUGUUUUGGUGGGAUGGGAGUUUAGCUGUAAAUUAGUUAAAAGACUAAUAAGAAAGCGAGUUCCAAAUCUCUCUGCCAAUAACAGCUAGUUUUCAGUUUUCCCCUCCCCACUCAGACCACUCCCAGACAGUCCUAGAACAAUUAUUGCUUGAGAAAUUGCUCUUUGCUGAGAAGCUAUUUGUGUUUAUUUUUGACCAUUUUAAUUGAAAACAAUCACAGUAACCUACUUGUUUCCCAGAAAGGAUUUGAUAUUGUGAUAAAAACAGCUGAACUGGACCUUUAAAAGCACCAUUAUAAUGCAAUGUAAGUGUCAAUGUCAGCCCCCUAUAAUGGCGUUAUCUUUUAAACAUCAGCCAACUGCAGUAAUCUACCCUUACAUAGUAUGUACUUGUUACUAAUUCAAUUUCCUCUACAAAUUGGCAUAACCAUGCGACUUGCACUUGCUGAAGAUGACUCUACUAAUGGAUUAUAAAUGUGUUCUUAAUACAGUUUAUCGUGCAUGCACUUCAUGCGAGUAUGAAUAUGGGUAAAUAGAGAGAAUGGUUCACGUAAGACAAAUGUGGAAGUAAGUUUGUGUGUGGAGUCAACGAGACAGAGCUCAGUGAGUCAAGUUCACUUCAGACAUCCCUUUUUGAUAGUCAACCUGAGGGUGCUAUUGUCAUUGACCUGAUCUCACUGGUGGAAUGUGGACUUCUACUAGACUAGAGGUCCACAUUCCAUAUGACUCCUCAUGUCUGUGUCUAAAGCUUUGUGUCAGCAGCUUAUUGCCAAUAUAGCAAAGCUUUAGACAGAUCGACAGCUUCUACUAUUUUUCUUUAGUCAAUUAUUCUUACUGAUACAAAGGAAAUGGGAAUUUUAAGCACAAAUCUGCUGCUCACCAACAGUCAGUUCAUAUUGUAAUAUCAAAUGUUAAAGUUUAUCUGUAAUUAUUUACAUACAGAACACUAACAUGUCACAUGCUAGAAUGCAGAAUAAUUUUCGUAUGAAUAUUUGGGAAUUCGUGAAUUUAUUAAACUGCUACAAUUAUAAUUUAUUUUGAGUAAUGCUUUGAUGAAAAUGAUUUUCUACUAAAUGUAUUUCCUUCUCUCCUUUCCCCUGCCCCCUCUUGCAAACUUUCCAACUUCAUUUUGGUACCACAUGGCAUGAUUUGUGUUGAUCUAUAAUUUUUGUUGUAUAUGUUAAAAAUCACAAGUUGCUAUGAUAUUUCAUUUGAAAUUGUGAUGUUUGUACAAUUUUUAUCAUGCUGGUGUUAACAUCUCUUACUCUGAAUAAAACGUGUGUUGCAACACUAA
Molecule: messenger RNA, 7658 nt
Organism: Oncorhynchus gorbuscha (pink salmon)
Lineage: Eukaryota; Metazoa; Chordata; Actinopteri; Salmoniformes; Salmonidae
Product: myelin transcription factor 1-like protein
Exons: 25
Coding region: 278-4297 (1339 amino acids)
Biological process (GO): regulation of transcription by RNA polymerase II
Cellular component (GO): nucleus
Molecular function (GO): DNA-binding transcription factor activity, RNA polymerase II-specific; zinc ion binding; RNA polymerase II cis-regulatory region sequence-specific DNA binding
Source: RefSeq, a predicted model, not a curated record